This is a messenger RNA of Armigeres subalbatus, 1617 nucleotides long. RefSeq lists its product as uncharacterized. The record is from RefSeq and is a predicted model, not a curated record. Lineage: Eukaryota; Metazoa; Arthropoda; Insecta; Diptera; Culicidae. The transcript has 3 exons. Gene Ontology annotation, molecular function: nucleic acid binding; zinc ion binding. The coding region runs from base 1 to 1617 and encodes 538 amino acids.
AUGGAUAAAUGGGAAAUCCAACAGUUUGCCUUUAAAGCACUGGCUCAGAAUGAAAUUCGAGGCCAGUGGAUCCGCUGGAAGCGUAAUUUCGAGUACGUAGUUGCCGCUAGUGGAGAGAAAGAUCAAACCAAAUUGAAAUUCUUAUUGCUGGCGCGGGCAGGUCCAGAUGUCCAAGAAGUGUUUCAAUCCAUUCCAGAUGCUGACGUUGAUGAAUCUGAUGAUGUUAGCCCAUACAAAGUUGCAUUAUGCAAGCUUGAUGAGUAUUUUGCUCCGAAGCAUCAUGAUUCAAUGGAGCGAAAUAUAUUCUGGACGCUCAAACCUGAAGCCGGGGAAAAUCUUGAGAAGUUCAUGCUGCGAGCUCGUGAGCAAGCAAAUAAGUGUGAUUUCGGAGUAUCAGCAUUCCAGAAUGUCGGAGGGAAUGUGAACCGUGUUUUUGGUGAUCAGUCUGGGCGGGUCGCAUUAGAAUGCUCUCGUUGUGGUCGUAGAGGUCAUUUAGGAAACGACCCAAAAUGCCCUGCUCGGGAUAAGGAAUGUGGUUACUGCAAGCGAGUUGGUCAUUUUGCCAGAAAAUGCAAAACUGCUAGUUCGAAAAAUGCGGUGAGUGAUACUCAAAGGAGACAAGAUAAAAGGCCAUUGAUGAAGGGCAUUGCUCAGCGCAUAAGAACAAUUCCUUCGGAAGAAGCUGAAGUAGUCGAAGAGGAAAAACCGCAAAGUUUCAUCUUUUCGAUUGGCGAUGGCGAUGAGUUUAUUUGGUUGAAGCUGGGAGGUGUUAUGACUCAAAUGCUUAUCGAUUCUGGGAGUCGCAAAAAUAUUAUAGAUGGAUCUACCUGGAACUGGUUGAAGUCGCAGAAUGUCGUAAUACGGAAUGCUACCAAAAAAGUCGAUCAGAAGUUUCGCGGGUACGGGAUGGAUGCCAAGUCGUUGGAGGUCAUAGGAAUGUUUGACUCUACUAUUCGAAUUCCUGAGAAAAAUUGUCAAUCGCAGUGCGAUGCAAGAUUUUACGUUAUACGCGAUGGAAAUCAACCGUUGUUGGGGAAAGAAACGGCCAAGGAGCUAGAUAUUCUACGAUUAGGGUUGCCGGAUAAACCAAAUCAAGUUGCUCAGAUUGUUGUUAAGUCGUCUUUUCCUAAGAUGAAAGGUAUAAAACUUCACAUACCGAUAGACAAAUCCGUAACUCCUGUGGUGCAACAUGCUAGGAGGCCGCCGAUAGCUUUAUUAGGGCGUAUUGAAGAAAAGUUAGAUCAUCUGGAAGCUGCUGAUAUUAUAGAAAAAGUAAAUCAGUACAGUGACUGGGUCUCACCGCUAGUUAUCAUUGUGAAAGACAGUGGUGAUUUGCGAAUAUGCGUAGAUAUGCGCGUUGCGAAUCGUGCGAUAAAGCGUGAGCAUCACUUGAUGCCAACUAUAGAAGACUUUCUUCCUCGUCUGAAGUCAGCCAAGUAUUUUUCUAGGCUGGACAUAAAAGAUGCUUUCCACCAGAUCGAGUUAGAUGAAUUGUCUCGGCCUGUAACAACUUUUAUUACUCAUCGGGGAAUGUACAGAUAUAAGCGGUUGAUGUUCGGAGUUUCACGCGCUUCGGAGAUGUUUCAAAAGAUAAUUGACAAAAGACAAUUACAUUGA